Molecule: messenger RNA, 1520 nt
Organism: Octodon degus (degu)
Lineage: Eukaryota; Metazoa; Chordata; Mammalia; Rodentia; Octodontidae
Gene: Mtrf1
Product: mitochondrial translation release factor 1
Exons: 10
Coding region: 78-1415 (445 amino acids)
Biological process (GO): translational termination
Molecular function (GO): translation release factor activity
Source: RefSeq, a predicted model, not a curated record
CCCGGAAGUGGAAGUGGCCGCGGCUGGGCGGGGCUGAAAUGUAGCGUGCAGAAGAAAGUUCCGACUUCAAUGUUGAGAUGAAUCGUCACCUAUAUGUUUGGCUUUUUAGACAUCCAUCCCUGAAUGUUCAUCCCUGGUGUCACAGCUAUGUCCAUUCUUAUCAAUUUAAACAGCUACAUCUUAAAACAAGGCUGUGUGUUCUUGGACAAAAUGAUAAUUACAUUCUCCACUAUAUUUUAAGUAAUUGGUCCAGGAAAUACUGUCAUCGAGAUACCAGGAUGAUCUGGAAGCAUAAAACAUUUCAGAAAUAUAUGGAAGACCUAACUAAAGAGUACCAAACACUUGGUCAGUCUCUGCAGGAGAUCCCUGUGGAUGAAGCAGACCGAAGGGAUAUGACCCAAAGGCAUGCUGAGUUGGCGCCACUUGCAGCCAUUUAUCAAGAAAUUCAGAAAGCUGAACAAGCAGUUGAAGAAUUAGAAUCAAUGUGCAAAAGUCUAAAUGAACAAGAGGAAAAGCAGUUACAGGAGCUUGCAUUAGAAGAAAGGGACACCAUUGAUCAAAAAAUCAACACACUCUAUGGGGAGCUUUAUGAGAGUUUGUUGCCAAAGGAAAAAUAUGACAAAAAUGAUGUUAUUUUAGAGGUGACAUCCGGAAGAACUACUGGAGGCGAUAUCUGCCAACAGUUUACCCGAGAAAUAUUUGACAUGUAUCAGAAUUAUUCAUGCUAUAAGCACUGGAAAUUUGAACUUCUGAAUUAUACACCAGCAGAUUAUGGUGGACUACAUCAUGCAGCUGCCCGAAUUUCUGGUGAGAAUGUCUAUAAGCAUUUGAAGUAUGAAGGUGGGAUUCACCGAGUUCAGCGAAUCCCUGAAGUGGGCCUGUCAUCAAGAAUGCAACGUAUUCACACAGGAACUAUGUCAGUCAUUGUCCUUCCUCAGCCAGAUGAGGUAGAUGUAAAAGUAGACCACAGGGACCUGCGAAUAGAUACAUUUCGAGCCAAAGGAGCAGGAGGGCAGCAUGUUAAUACAACAGACAGUGCUGUCAGGCUUGUCCAUAUCCCCACAGGGUUAGUAGUAGAAUGCCAACAAGAACGCUCACAGCUGAAGAAUAAAGAAAUAGCUCUGCGUGUGUUAAGAGCUAGACUCUACCAACAAAUUAUUCAGAAAGACCAGUGUCAGCAACAAAGUGCUAGAAAACUUCAGGUUGGAACUAGAGCCCAAUCAGAGAGAAUUCGGACAUAUAAUUUCACUCAGGAUAGAGUCACUGACCACAGGAUAGCAUAUGAAGUUCGUGACAUUAAGGAAUUUUUAUGUGGCAAAAAGUGCCUGGAUCAGCUAAUUCAGAGACUGCUUCAGUCAGCAAAUAAAGAAGCCAUUGUUGAACUUUUGGAUGAAAACCUUAAGUCAGUAAAAUAAAAUCGCUGAUUUAUUAUUUAUUAUUAUAUAAAUGGAAUGGGCCUAUCAAGACAGUGAAAUAUUUAUGAAUAUUCAUAAAUGAAGCUAUAAAUAAAUAUAAAUAUA